Molecule: messenger RNA, 696 nt
Organism: Postia placenta MAD-698-R-SB12
Lineage: Eukaryota; Fungi; Basidiomycota; Agaricomycetes; Polyporales; Adustoporiaceae
Exons: 2
Coding region: 1-696 (231 amino acids)
Biological process (GO): ubiquitin-dependent protein catabolic process; establishment or maintenance of cell polarity
Cellular component (GO): MUB1-RAD6-UBR2 ubiquitin ligase complex
Source: RefSeq, a predicted model, not a curated record
AUGACGAACGUGUUCACGCUUGUUGAGCGGUUCACUUUCCGUCACAGUUCGGCUGAUCUUGACUCAUCCACCCCUCCGCCUUCGCUUCCGCCGGAGAUCCAGUAUUGGGCGGGCGUUAUCAUGCGGAAUGCUUGUCGGAAAGAUGACAGUCGUGGUGGUAUUAGACAGUGUGCAAACAUGAUGUGUGGUCGAUGGGAAUCGUUCCCACGCGAAUUCGCAAAAUGUCGGCGGUGUCGAAAAGCCAAGUAUUGCGGGAAGGAGUGCCAGAGUACGGCUUGGAGCGAGGGCCAUCGGUUUUGGUGCAGCGCGAAAGAUAACGAUGAAGACGGUGAACACCACCAUGGGCAUCCUGGCGAAGGAUCCUCGCGCUCCGGAGACGCCACAACAACGUUGGCAACAAGGCAAGCGCAACAUGUCGCCUCGCUGCAUGCUCGUGCUGAGCGCCGCGCCGAGCGAGAGCGGAGUCGGCAGCUGGCGGCGGAACGACUCGUGGAGCAGAAUGGGACCGCUAGGGUCCCACCCAACGCAAUGCGGUCUGUCGUGUCUAACUUGAGCAUCAAUCCAGAUGCAACACUGGCUGCUCUGAACGCGCCCAGACUGCCGCCGCUUGGAGAACGGGACGAUGCUCCCGUUGAUGAGGGUAUCGCGCGCACGGUCAUUGAGGAUGGCACCGGCGACGAUAUGAUUCUAGGAUGA